Molecule: messenger RNA, 735 nt
Organism: Prunus armeniaca (apricot)
Lineage: Eukaryota; Viridiplantae; Streptophyta; Magnoliopsida; Rosales; Rosaceae
Source: the annotation of a GenBank genome assembly
AUGCCUAUCGAAGUUCGGAGCAGUGGGCAAUGGGUAGGCUCCCAAGUGAUCCAAAGUUAUUUACAAUUGAAAUUCACCAUGGGGGAUGUACAAGAUGAUGUGAACAUUGCUGAUGAUGCCGAUGAUGAAGCUGAAGAGGAAGAUGAAGAGCAGCAAGUAGAUGAGGAAGAUGAGGAGCAGCAGGUAGAUGAGGAAGAUGAGGAGCAGCAAGUAGAUGAGGAAGAAGAUGUAAAUGUUGAUGGAGAGGAUGAUGAUGAAGAGCACCUGCAGUUCAUAGAUAGUGACUACGAGCAAACAGAUGAAGAACAAGAGAAACAAAAGGGAGUAGAAGAUGACAGGUGGUUUGAUAGGCAUGUAGUGGAUGAAGCUGCUGAAGAACCACAGAGAGAACCCGGUGAUGUUCCAAGUGAUGACUACAAUUUAGAGGACCUUCUAAGUGUUUCAAAAGAGGAAGAUGAAGUUGAUGAAAAUACAGGUGUGAAAAAGGGUAGUCGCAGAAGAAAAGCUCAUAGGUUCAAGCAAUUCAAAAGGGAUACUGAUUUAUUUAAUCCAAUAUUUCAUAUUGGAAUGGAGUUUGCUAACAUGGAACAAUGUAGGGAGGCCAUAAGAUUCUAUGCAGUUUCAAGUGCUAGGCCACUGAGAUGGGUCAAGAAUGACCCUCACAGGGUUAGGGUGGUGGAAGUGGAGGAAAGGCUGAAAAAAAAGGGUUUAGGAAAAAUGGAGAAAAAAAAAUAG